This is a messenger RNA of Pochonia chlamydosporia 170, 1287 nucleotides long. Its product is annotated as WD repeat protein. Lineage: Eukaryota; Fungi; Ascomycota; Sordariomycetes; Hypocreales; Clavicipitaceae. The transcript has 2 exons. The record is from RefSeq and is a predicted model, not a curated record. The coding region runs from base 1 to 1287 and encodes 428 amino acids. Gene Ontology annotation, molecular function: protein binding.
AUGUUCGAGAAUCUUUGCACACUGCCGCUGCAGUCGGAUGUGUUCACGACGGCCUUGCACCCUACCGAGCCUCUGUUAACCGUGGGCUUAUCGAACGGCCAUGUAGAAACAUUCCGACUGCCGCCCAGCAGUGCUUCUGAUGAGGACGAUGCGGACGCUGACACAAGCGUGUUAAGCGAUGGCAAAGGCAUGGUGGACACGGUCUGGAAAACGAGGAGACACAAGGGAAGCUGCAGAUGCUUAGCUUAUAGUCAUGAUGGCCAGGCAAUGUAUUCUGCCGGUACCGACUCUCUAGUCAAAUACUUUGAUGCAAACAACGGAAAGGUUAUUUCGAAAUCCUUCAUCCCAACCACUACCUCCGUCCCCGACGCCCCGACGCUAUUACAUGUUCUCAACCCCCAGAGCCUUUUGCUGGCGACUGACUCUGGUGCCCUGCACAUUGUCGAUUUGCGAGACGGCGCGCCAGGGAAGAAACCUGCGCAGACCCAUUUCCCCCAUUCCGACUACGUCUCAUCGAUCACGCCUCUGCCUCCUUCAGAAGAAAGCACGAGCGGAUUCUCGAAACAAUGGGUCAGCACAGGUGGCACGACACUAGCAGUGACUGACGUUCGUCGAGGCGUGUUGGUACGUAGCGAAGACCAAGAAGAUGAACUUUUGAGCGCUUGUUUUAUGCCCGGGAUGGGACCCAAGACCAAACGCAACAACGGUGUCAUCGCAAUCGGCUCUGGUAGCGGUGUCCUCACCAUCUGGGACAAGGGAUCAUGGGACGACCAACAAGAGAGAAUCAUUGUCGACGGCGGGAAAGGAGGAGGCGAAAGCAUCGAUGCCAUGGUCAGAGUUCCGCAGGAAAUGGGCCUUGGCAAGAAAGUCGUUUGCGGCGUCGGUGACGGCAGUCUACGUAUCGUCGAUCUCGUUCGGAGAGAAGUCGACAGGUCCAUCAAUCUACGACAUGAUGACAUGGAAGCUGUUGUAUCACUGGGUUUCGACUGCGGCAACAGACUCAUCAGUGCUGGAGGCAAAACCGUCAAAGUAUGGGAAGAACUGUCGGAAUUACAAGGCGGAGACAGCGAUGAAGAUGAGGACCAAGACGAUGAGGACGAUGACGAAGAAGAAAACAUCAACGGCAAGCGACCAGCUGUUGAUGGCAGUGACGAUGAGGACGACGACAGUGAAGAUGACGGCGUGGAGGAAAUGAAGCGACGAGCUAAGCGCCGCAAGGAGAUUCAGAAGAGCAAGCUUGGGCCAAUGGGAGCACAUGGGGUUAUGGGCUUCGAUGGGCUCGACUAG